AUGGGUGACGAUAUUGAAUUUUCAUUCGACGACACAUUUGAAGAUCACUCGGUUGAUUCUGAUCAUGCUCCUUCAAGGUCAAAUUCUCUUAAACUCAAUAAAACUGCUGCCACUGAUAGUCAGAGGAGAAAAGAAAAGCGACGAUCAAAGCUUUGGUAUGAAAAAUCAAAUUCCCAAGCUCAAAGUGACAGCGAGCAGAGCACGGGGACUCAAGAAACUAUCCCUACUGCAAUUGUUAUAAAAAACAUUCCGUUCUCUAUAAAGCGGGACGCGCUAUUGGCUAUUCUUAAUAAUCUCGACAUACCUAGACCUUAUGCAUUCAACUAUCAUUUCGAUAAUGGAGUUUUCCGAGGACUGGCUUUCGCUAAUUAUCGAACACCAGAAGAAACAGAUCUAGUAGUGUCAGCAUUAAAUGGGUAUGAAGUUUCUGGUAGGAAACUCAGGGUUGAAUAUAAGCGCGUAUUGCCUGCUGCGGAGAGAGAAGCAAAAGAAAGAGAAAAGAUUGAAAAACAAAAGGCAGAAAAAGAGCAACAGAAUCAAGAUUUGCGUGUACAAGAAAAAACUGAUUUCGAACAAGCCGAUAAGUCAAAAACAGUUAACAGCGAAAAUGAGAAGCAAGACAAAGAAAAAAAAGAGUCAGAAAAAAAGAGUCUCG
This is a messenger RNA of Acaulospora morrowiae, 655 nucleotides long. Lineage: Eukaryota; Fungi; Glomeromycota; Glomeromycetes; Diversisporales; Acaulosporaceae. The record is from the annotation of a GenBank genome assembly.